Molecule: messenger RNA, 1145 nt
Organism: Nezara viridula (southern green stink bug)
Lineage: Eukaryota; Metazoa; Arthropoda; Insecta; Hemiptera; Pentatomidae
Source: the annotation of a GenBank genome assembly
AUUUACUCGGAACGGUUUGUUUUGAUAAGUCUGAAGUGUUCCCUUUCAAAACACCAUUUUUCUGUGAUUGAAUUUUUGCAAUACGAAAGACCUGAAAUUCUUAUCAAUGACUUUGUGAUUUGACAUGACAUUGUAUAAUUUUUUAAGUCGAGGGCGAAUCGUGUGGAGGAACCUGUGCGAAAACCAGAUUGAUAAGGGUCAAGUUGAUUGAACUGUUUGAGGAAAUUGGAAACUUGAGAUUGCAUUAUUCUUUCCAAAAGUUUUGAAAGGAUUGAGAUUAGUGCAGAAAUCUUCAGGGGAAGAAGGGUCCAGUAGAAGAUGGCUUUGAAUAAUGUCAUAUUAUUAAGCCAAAUGGCUGGCUAUGUAAUUGCUUUUAUACUGUCUUUAUGUAUUGCUAUUCCAAUGACAUUACAUCAGGAUGAAUUUAGAGGGCAUUGUUUAUUAUUUUCAAGUGGUGAAUGGCAAGAUAGUGGACAAUUUUUUGUUCACUGGGCAUCUCAAGCUUAUUGUAAUUAUACUAUUUUUGUUGGAGUUGUUUUAAGUAUUAUUUCAAUAUUGCAAAUUUAUCGAAUGUCCAUUCUAAUCUAUAAAGGAACUGACAGUAAUUUUCUCUCAGCAUUUUUUGAUGUUGUGGGCUGUUUUGUUUUGUGUGGGUUGUCAUUAAUUGCUGCACUUGUUAUUACAUUUGGAUUUAUUGUAUGGUGCAAUGAUAUGACUAUGAGAUUUCCAUCUUGUGAUAUGGCAUCUGGACAAGACAUUGAUAAACAAGAUGGCAUAGAUACCUCAAAUUUUUAUAUUGAACUUGGUACUGCUCAGUUUGGAGCUUGGGCAUCUAUGGCUUGUUGGGUUGGUUUAUCAAUAUUUGCUCUAUUGAAAAUGUUUCAGCAACAUGAAAUUCAGAAUAUGCGAGCAAGUAUGCUUCGGGAAAGGCAACAUCUUAUUAAUGAAACUGGGUCAGAAAAACAGUCUAAAUCGUUUCCAGAAACAACCCACUCCCCUCCAAAAUUUUAGGAGGUUAACCACUAAAAGAAGAGCUUAGUUUAUUGGCUUUAAGAAUGAUUAAGCAUACUAUAUAAAUGUAUUAGUUUUUUUAGUUAUGUAAGGUUUUAAAAUUUUUAAGAAUUUAAAUAUAUUAUAAAACUUUC